Molecule: messenger RNA, 4405 nt
Organism: Varroa destructor (honeybee mite)
Lineage: Eukaryota; Metazoa; Arthropoda; Arachnida; Mesostigmata; Varroidae
Product: alpha-galactosidase MYORG-like
Biological process (GO): carbohydrate metabolic process
Molecular function (GO): hydrolase activity, hydrolyzing O-glycosyl compounds
Source: RefSeq, a predicted model, not a curated record
GCGUUCUAUAGCCCAAUUGUCAACUACAGGCCACCGAUUUAUGCGUAGGGGUCAACGAACCGUUGACUCAGCCAUCGAAGUAUGCAAUGUGUGUGAGUGGGCCUUGUUCGAUUGGAUAUUUUUGGUAGAAAAAAAAACAAAUUAGAUUAAAAGAACAAGAGAGAAAAUUGAAGCCGUGAUAGAUCGCAUUUUCCAUCAAGAGUCCGUUUGUGUUAAUUGGCUGCCAAACGUAACUUACCUCAUCAGCUCGUCAUACGACAACAGAUAGAACUUCCAGGAAUAAUUUCGAGAACAAGGACAUUAAACCAUACGACGAUCAACGAGUUUUUCUAACAACAAAAAGAAUCAGUAGUUGUUAGUAAUCAGUAAUUGUGUUCAGCGCAACACAGCUGGUCACAAGUGCCAUUACGGCAACGCAAACUCAAGCUAGACAUUGGAUAUGUAGACAAUUCAAGAUCGUUUUGACGAUGUUUUUGUUUGAUUUGUUGACUCAAGAUCGACGAUUCGUUACGGAUUUCGCGCCAUUUUUAAAUCAUUCAAAUUGUCGGGAGUCCGUUGUUCGCGUAACCGCAACGUUUUACCAGAUCUAAUAAUAUGGCAUGAGUAUAAGUAGGUGAAAGAAACAGACAGACAGCUGCAGGGCUGUCUCUAGUGCCUUGCGUAGCCACCGCCUUCGUACUGGGGAUACAUCAGCAGAGUCGGUGAAUAGUCGCCUCUGUAGCUGGACAUGAACUCAAGCUCGGUCACAUCACGCGAAAAACGUCUUUACAUCGUUCUAAAAAUGAGCCUACCUCGUACCGGAAUCGCUUCUUUCCUUCAAGUGUACAACGAUUGCUUCAGAUUAUCCAGUUGGGCAUUUCAUAUGAUGCGCAUAGAUCCCGCACUGGGUAGACUCGACUCGACCGUUAGAACGCAAAUAUCAAAGCUUCUACUCAUCUACCAUAUUACUAAUAACAUGAAUCUAAAUCUGUAAUCAGUUUCGUCAACUGCCUAAAUUUGCCAAGGGUAAUGUCGAAAUAACAUUGAAAAUUAUAAAGUGUUCCCUUUCUCCGAUCCUGCUGCAAAGUCUACUUCCAAGAUGUGUCAACCUGAGACGAAUGUCAAUUGAGGAGGCUUGGAGAUCGUGGAGAAAACGAUUGGCUUCUUCUUCUUGAGGCCGAAGGGACGUCGCACAGCACAUCGGCCGUUUUACAAUAUGAGUAUAAGCGGCAAUGGGUGUUGCAGUCAUCUACGUUUAUUUUGGCAUGUUGGAAACAAGCGAUCGGCCAAGAGACGUUACUCUAGCAAAAGGAAACUUUGAAUUUGUCGUCUCAGCGCUGCGAAGAAGCGCGGAAUAAAUUAACAAAUUCAGUAUGAGAUAGGACUAGUGGAAUACGAGUACCAACGAAAGUUGCAGUGAAGUUACAAAUAGUUCGAGUACCAAGGACAUGAACCUGGUUGACGCGUAUGGCUUUCAGCAACGAACGUCGACACCGAUAACAAGACGGAAGCGAUAUAGAAAUGUCUUCGCAAUUGAAAGCGUACAAAUUGGCUAGAGCCAAAACGUCGAUGUAAACCAUUUUAUCACGAGGAGUUUAGCAAUUUGCGUACACAGUAUAAGUCAAUCGAAAUGAUACGAAUGGAGCAAAUCGCGAGGCGCGGCAACCGCUUUGAACCAAAAGUACAAACGCCAAUCAAGGCUCAUAUUGUGGGCUUCAUUCGUUCUGUUCCACGCCACUUGCGCAAUCCGGACGUCCGAUUUCGCGUGGUCCUAGCGUUCCUGAUGGCAUCUAUCCUUUCGAUCGUGUUCUUAACGCAUCAUCUACAUCGCGCACUAGAAGACUCGAAGCAUGUCAAGAUGGGCAUUAAACUUGAUGAACGGGAUCUUUAUAUACACCAUAACUGGAGAGGGAUGUUACUUCAUGGGAAAUUAGCAAAUUCACUGAGUACAGCCCUAAUGGCACACACGUGCAAGACGGCCAAACCGGGUUUUUGCAAAGAAUGGAAAUUUCGUGCAAGGCUAGAAAUUUAUCUCGACUAUAGAGACAACAACGUCACAUGCUACAAUGUUCAAUGGAAGAAGAUGGGGCAUUCGGACAUGGAAGACACUUACAAUUUACGAAAUGCCGAAUGGUAUGGUAUGGGCGAAGUCGCUAACCUGUAUUGGCCUUCAAGAGAUUUUCACGUGGACUAUAUCAAGUUCGACACCGGCAAGGAACCAUUGGGAACCAUUAUCAAACCCUAUUGGCUAUCUUCUAAAGGCGUUGGGAUAAUGGUUCAUAAAAAGGAGAAGGAUGAGGUUCUCUUUAGCUUUAAUUCAACGGGAGACAAUCAACUUCUCCUUUACACCACCGACAAUGUUCUUAACUAUACGAUCUGCAAAGGGGAGACUGCCUUCGAUGUUCAUAUGUCUUUCUUCCCUCAGCUCGCACAUAGUAGGCGAACCCUGAAUCCGUAUAUCCGCGCGCAACAGGUUUCUUUAAUGUCACUUACGACUCCAAAGGAUGCUGGUGGCAAACGAGUGACAAAUGGAACUUCUGGGCUGCCUGUAACGCAGGCCGCGUUCGGUCAAGCGACAAACGAUGCAGCUGCCGAGGCCAAAAAAGCAGGAACGCGUUUGCUCGAGGGAAACUCAACGACGACGUUAUUUCUUGCCAAGGCCAUUCUUGCUCCACAGGUUGAGCGCGUGGAUGACUUCAAUCAAUCGAUGGUGCUAGCCUUUGCAGAGAAAUUCAAGAGUGACGAAGGUUUCAUUCAGGCGCAUGUUAUUGUCCUUCAACACUGGUGGCAACACAGUUCGGGUGACCUCGACUUCGACACAAAUCGCUUUCCGAAGCCGAUCGAAAUGAUGAAACAACUACAAAAGAGAGACAUAAAAGUGAUGGUUGAAGUAGAUCCGUACGUCUGUCUAAACUCAUCUAAUUUUGACCGCGUAUCACAAAAUGAGGUCCUUAUUCACGAUGAUAACAACGUACCUAUGUUCACUCGAUGGAAGGGUCAACUCUGCUCACCUAUCGACCUCUAUAGCACUAAUACAGCGGUUGCCUGGUUCCUUGAUAAACUAUACGCUUUGAAAAAAACUUACGGCGUAGACGGAUUCGUUUUUCAGGGAGGCCAAUCGUCAACUUUGCCAUACUAUUAUGUAAACAACAGGGGCAGAAGUUACCUCGAUCAAUACUUAGAUGUAGUAAAAGACGUUAGUGAAUAUAUAGGAAGCCCCGGAGGAGAACGAGGUUUCGUAAUUCUAGGCGGACAAGAAGCUUCCUGGGAGGCUUUACGCAGCCUGCCAGCUAAGGUGAUGAUGAUCGGACUAUUUGGACAUAACCUGAUAAACCCAGGAUGUGUUGGGGGAGAUCUGGCCAUCGAAGCAGGGACCCACGAGGACACCGAACUGUAUGUCCGCUGGUGGCAAUUUGCCGUAUUCAUGCCCGUCCUACAGGUGUGUCGUGUUCCCAGUGGAAAUGGAGCAAUCGCCGAAUUUGAAGUUGUCAAAAUCAUCCGUAAAUUAGUCAAUCUUCGAGAAAAGAAGAUUCUCAAAGCAAUUGGCCGUUCCCUUGAAGAGGAACCGAAUUUCCCGGUUGUGCGACCUUUAUGGGCACUUGAUCCCAGGAACGACAACUGUUAUAAGUUCCCAAACCAAUUUGCUGUCGGAAACGAUAUGAUCGUUGCUCCGAUUGUCGAAGCCGGCGUCAACGAAACCGAAGUGUAUCUACCAUUCGGAACGUGGUGCGAGGACCAAAGGGUCCACCGUGGGGAGAAUACCGUAACCGUACGGGCAGAACUGGAUACAGUGAUAUAUUUUUUCCGGUGCAACAAAACUGCCAACAUUGUAUCAACCACCUAAGAAAAGAAAAACUGCCGCUAGCCAGACCCCCUUUAAAGGGUACUCUCUCGCUCUCUCAACUAACCCAGGCUCAAUCGAUUUACGUUCCUUUACCGGCCAUCUUGGUGAAAAAAAAAUCAAGCGCACAUGCAAGUUCAUGUUAGCGAUCCAAAUUAUCAACUUAUACUUGUGAUAACGUCGAAUUAACCUAAAUUUUAAUGAGAUGACCGCGAGCAGAUGACUAGUGUAUAUCCUGUGCUAUCUUUUAUGAUCAUUGUGAAGACUUUCAUUCAGGAUAACAUUAGGCGUCUCAUUGUCUUCGGCCCAGCCUGUAACCGUAUGACUAUUAUACCAGUCAUACAGUAACCAUCUGACAGUAUUACAUAAUUGCAGUUAUGUAUGUUACUAUUAAUAUAUUUUUUAAUAAGUAAUUAUGCAGAUUGCUCAUCGUGGUGCACACAUAUAUAUAUAUAUAUAUAUAUAUACGAACACAUAAUUAUAGGCAUUGGUUAGAAGGUCACAUGAUUUGUUGUUGCUAUUAUUUUAUACACAGCACGCAAUCAUCUAUUUUCAUAUGACGAAAGGCAGAUUUUGCAAUCAUAU